Messenger RNA from Gregarina niphandrodes, 768 nucleotides. RefSeq lists its product as hypothetical. NCBI's taxonomy places the organism in Eukaryota, Apicomplexa, Conoidasida, Eugregarinorida, Gregarinidae. The annotation marks the transcript as partial. The transcript has a single exon. The record is from RefSeq and is a predicted model, not a curated record.
AGAAUGUCGCAGCGCCGACAGCAAGUAAGCACAGUGCUGGGUUCAGGAUCACUACCCGUGACGGAGCCAGUACCGGUAACAGUGCACGGCGAGACGGACGAAGUAGAAUUCGCGGUGCAUGACCGACAAUCGAUCCCGAACCUCCUGGGGAUGGUAGAAUGGGAACGGCGGUCUGUCGCACGCACAAUACGACGCCGCACGUCAGCACAGGUGUACGCCGUACGAGGCCUUAUUUGGAAGACCACCGUACUUCACGCGUUGCAAGAGGUAACCGGCACAAUGACAGAGGAGCAGAGGAAACAGAGCCUGGCGGCACAGAUGCGUGAGAGACUGCAAAAGGCCAUGCUCGCAGAUAUGCCGCUCGAGGAGUCGGGCGCGGAUGACCUACGGGUAGGAGAAAUAGUAGUAGUCUCGAUGGAGCCAGGGUCACAGAUGGAGCCAGGGUCACAGACGCCAGGGGAGGACCGAAGAUACCAGCUUCGGCGCACAUCGCGUGGUCGCUCCUAUGAGGAUAACAGAGUUGAGGAAAACGCAGGUAGUGGCAGAAAGAUGCGACGUGCCGGGGUGGACGGUCACGGCUCACAAAGACCAAGUCAGAAGGUUCAAGCUGAGCAUGGAUCCACUACUGCGGUGGGCAACCCAAGAGUACGUCUCAGGGCAGCGCGAGCUGGAGGAGCAGGCCGAGAACAGGCGGAGGCGACCGACGUUGGCAUGAAGACAGAAGCCAACUGGGAUGAGUUCUUAGGAAUGAUACAACCCUUCAACUGA